Chara braunii is the source of this 824-nucleotide messenger RNA. NCBI's taxonomy places the organism in Eukaryota, Viridiplantae, Streptophyta, Charophyceae, Charales, Characeae. The record is from the annotation of a GenBank genome assembly.
CGACUCACCGAACAAGGAGGCCGCGAUAAGAUCUACAGUGUUGAAGCUGAGUAAAUCCGUCGCUGUGAUGCAAGAUUUCAUCGAGAUGCAAAAUCAGAAGAAGGAAGAGAAAGCGCUAAGGGAACAGAAGAGGAACGAGUUGUUGGAACAAGAGGAGGCAGAACGGAUGAGACUGGAGGCAAAGGAAGCACGUGCGGCGAAGAAAGCGAGAAAGCGUGCUGAAGAGCGUAGGGUAGCUGCCGAAGCCGAGAAUGAGAGACGUGCGCAGAUGAAGAAAAACGUCAACAUCUCCGUUGCCGUAAAAAUCAAUGAGUUGGAAGAUAAUUGGUUUCAGAGGCUACACCGAGUGAUCGGACCUUUGUAUAAAACGGUUGGCGAUAAGGGGAAGAAGAAGGUCACGUACGUCUCCGACCACGGGUCUCGGUCGGAACGGAAGACCCCGAAGACCCCGAAGGCUGCUCAGGUAGGUGUCAAAGAAGUGAGGGCUUGCACCCCAGUUACUCGAGGCACACUGGAGCGGUUGCGUUACCGUAACAAGGUGAUUGAUGAUUUAAAAUCUCUUGACAUGGUUGAAUUGCAGAAGUUAUGCAAGGGCGAGGGUAUCUCGUACAAUGGGAAGAUCAAGUCUAUUCUCGAUAUUGCGGAUAAACGGGCGAUGGUGAAGUUCGGAGCGACGUGUCAGGAGUUUGCCGAAGUCAUCCGCCUCGAUGAUUCCGAGGCCCUGGAUGCGGGAUCUGUCGACGGCGAACUGCCUGAAGAUGCUAGUGCUUGAGGACCUUUGGAGAUGCCGAAGCUAUGGAAGCUUUGCCGAUGCAUUACCAAGU